AUGUCUUCGGAUCCAUCCACAACAGUUACGUCGACUUCGACAACUACGACCACAACCAGUGACUCCAAACCCUCGUCUUUACCCGCACCGAAAACAACAACAAACUACUCCAAAUGGACCAAAAUUAUGGAUGAAUUUAGUAGUGAUGAAGAAGAAGAUCUCUACAAGAAGUAUGGACCUGGUAUGCCUGAAGAUAAGUGGAAGAAACCAAAGAAACCAAAACCAGCUGUGAAGGAGGAGAAACCAACUAGUAAACCGGAGGAGAAGAAAAAGUAA
Messenger RNA from Didymodactylos carnosus, 276 nucleotides. The record is from the annotation of a GenBank genome assembly. NCBI's taxonomy places the organism in Eukaryota, Metazoa, Rotifera, Eurotatoria, Philodinida, Philodinidae.